Messenger RNA from Exophiala spinifera, 1935 nucleotides. RefSeq lists its product as uncharacterized. Lineage: Eukaryota; Fungi; Ascomycota; Eurotiomycetes; Chaetothyriales; Herpotrichiellaceae. The transcript has 2 exons. The coding region runs from base 1 to 1935 and encodes 644 amino acids. The record is from RefSeq and is a predicted model, not a curated record.
AUGCCGCGGCUUCAACCCGUUCAGACCGCCAGUCGAGAAAACUCCAUCUGGAAAUGGCUGUCCGAAGAGACCUUCCGCCGACAUGUGGUAUCACUGUCUAAGAAGUCCCACCAAGUUCCUAUCAAUCCAACACUCUGGCUCCCUUCGACGGACGAUACUCAUUACCACGAGACUUGGAGCGGUCUCCGACACCUUUCCAUCGAAAUGGAAAAGAGGCUCGCAGAUGACGUGGCAUAUAUACUCGCUGCAAAGGAAGGCGUAGGCAGCGUUACUGCGGUGUGUGUCGAAGAAGAGCAGGAGGUAGAAGGUCUCCUUCUUCGCAUUUCAGCCAACGAAGGGGUAAACCAGGACGUCCGGGCUGGUCUUGGUCAUGUAUGUGAGCUGUUGAUGUCUUGUGCGAAGAAUGAAAUCGCACGAACACAAUGCAUCUCGGAAGUCUCAGAGGUGGUCCUCAACCUCUGUCACGAUCGAAUCCAAGACCGCAUGCACUUCUUUCUUACAGGGAUCCCUUCUUUCAGACGGGGGAACAGUUUGACGCUCAUCAAUUCGAAUGGUGUAAACAAUGCCUUUGAAAACUUACACCGGGAUGCUCGGAGUCCAGCUGGCAAAGAGCUUAGCAGAAAACUGUCCGGCCUUGGGAAAGAUUUCGAAGUUUUUCUGCGCAAUUCUCACAGUCUGUCUCGGGUGGAUCAGAUACGCGAAUUACAAAUCAUUGUUAAGAAAUGCUUCUCCAUCACUACGAGUGAUGGAAAGAUGUCAUUCUGGGACGCUCUUUCUUCUGCAGGAAUUAGCCCUGGGAAAUGGUUCAACAACAAAUUCAUCAUGCAGAUUGAUAAACUAGCUGCCUACCACAGGAUACCAAUCACCAUGGCGAACGACGUUCGCAAGAGAAGUUCACGAGCUCUAUUUGCAAACAUUACACCGUUCUAUAUCGAGCCAUACGGAUGUAAGUCGACAACAAUAUCUACAGAAGGAAAACGUGUUGCCUGUCAUGUACAUGCAGAGGUACAAAUGAUCACACAUUACCUGAAGUCACCGCCACGCAUUCCACCCAGGUUCAUCGGCACAAGUAAAGCUGCUUGCUUCCUAUGCCUUCUGUUCAUCCAGUCACACGGGCUAAUGAAGGUAUCGGCCAUUCACGGCCGGCUUUAUGACCAAUGGACCAUUCCGGAUCUGGCCGACUACAGUCCAGAAGCCAUCACGACACUCAGGAAUGUCAUCAAACGUAUGAACCAUGAAUGUAGGCGUCUCAUCAAAGAGAGCCACCACGUACGUGAUUUUCCGCUGACCAGUAGACAAAAUCUCCGAGAGCUUCCUCAGUAUUCGCCGGUAUCCUCAGUCAUGUCUCGGCCGAUAGCGGCUAUGAGUGAAGCACCGAGCGGUCGCAUUGGUGUUGUAGAUGGUGAUGAUUAUCAGACGCCGUCUGAACCUACUUCCCCAGCUCUCAUAUCAGUCUCGCAGCCACCAUGUUUGGAUGAGCAAGAAACGGAGUCGGUCGUGAGCCAGGCAUUGUCCCAAGCUCUUGUUGGAAGGUUCCACGUCAAUUCUGACGUAGCAGGCGAUAGCAAUAUGGAUCAGAAUGUCAACGAGCGAGAGGUCAGCGAAAUAACCAACAACGUGUCGGAACCAUUGUUCCCACUGCCGCCGGCAACGAUACGUGAAGUGCAGGUCCAACCAGAUAACCCACAGUACAUUGACAGUAUGCCUGGUGUUGAUAUCACUGUGGAAAUCGAGAGUCCGUCAGUCGGCAUGGUCACCUUUGAAAAGGUUGCAGUGGGUGGAAUCGAGCAUGUGGUCAAUCUGGUCAACAUCGAGGAUUUGAAAUUGGGAGAUGAAUUGCGUUUCGAGAGGCCUGAAGAUCAGGAUCAAGUUGCUUUGCGUAUCAGCAAGAGGAAGAGCGAAGAGUUAUGGGUCUUGCGAUUGCGAUGGAUAUGA